AUGGCUUUCGGGUUUGCAAAGAUGGAGAUGGGUUUGGGUUUGCUGGGUUGUGCAAUGGGGUUCGGUGGUUUGCAGAGACGAGGGUUCGGUGGUGAGCAAAGAUGGUUCUGCGAUGGCAAAGGGAUGAGUUUUUCGAUGGUUCUGCGAUGGAGAUGGGGUGUGUCUAAAAGGGAAUGGGGUUUUCGGUGGGUGGUGUAUGAUAUGGGAUGGGGUUUACACAAUAAGUUAGGGAAUAGGGUUCAUGAGGGCAAUUUGGGGAAAAAAAAAGGGGUUUAA
Molecule: messenger RNA, 276 nt
Organism: Prunus armeniaca (apricot)
Lineage: Eukaryota; Viridiplantae; Streptophyta; Magnoliopsida; Rosales; Rosaceae
Source: the annotation of a GenBank genome assembly